Molecule: messenger RNA, 1561 nt
Organism: Paramisgurnus dabryanus
Lineage: Eukaryota; Metazoa; Chordata; Actinopteri; Cypriniformes; Cobitidae
Gene: eif4eb
Product: eukaryotic translation initiation factor 4eb
Biological process (GO): translational initiation
Cellular component (GO): eukaryotic translation initiation factor 4F complex; cytoplasm
Molecular function (GO): RNA 7-methylguanosine cap binding; translation initiation factor activity
Source: RefSeq, a predicted model, not a curated record
CUGAAGUAAAGCGUGAACGUCCCUUAUGAGGCCUGUGAACGACUCACGUAAAAUGGCGACGGCAGAGCCGGAAAUAAACUCAAAUUCCUGUAAAAGUGAAGAGGAAAAUUCAGAACAGAGCAGCCGGGAGAUUGUCAGCCCUGAGAGCUACAUCAAACACCCACUACAGAACAGAUGGUCACUAUGGUUCUUCAAAAAUGACAAGAGCAAAACAUGGCAGGCAAAUCUCAGACUGAUCUCGAAAUUUGACACAGUCGAGGAUUUCUGGGCGCUUUAUAACCACAUUCAGCUCUCCAGUUAUUUGUUGUCAGGUUGUGACUACUCAUUGUUUAAGGAUGAUAUUGAGCCCAUGUGGGAAGAUGAGAGAAAUAAAAGAGGAGGCCGCUGGCUCAUCACUCUCAACAAGCAGCAGAGAAAAUAUGACCUGGACCGCUUUUGGUUGGAAACUCUGCUGUGCCUCAUCGGAGAGGCUUUUGAUGACUACAGUGAUGAGGUAUGUGGCGCUGUAGUCAAUGUCCGAACCAAAGGUGAUAAAAUUGCUGUCUGGACAAGUGACUAUGAGAACAGAGAGGCUAUAACUCACAUAGGGAGGGUGUACAAGGAACGGUUAGGCAUCCCUAUGAACAUGACCAUUGGCUAUCAGUCUCAUGCUGAUACAGCCACUAAGAGUGGCUCUACAACUAAGAACAAAUUUGUGGUGUAAAGAUAUUCAACUGCCUGAAUCCUCUCUCUCUCUCUCUCUCUCUCUCUCUCUCUCUCUCUCUCAUGCUCUCCUAUUCUCUCUCCCCUAUCUCUUUCUCUGCCGGAUAAAACCAAAGAAACAUAAAGACAGACUGGACUCAAAUUGACACAAUCCUCAUCAAAUACAGUUUUCCCAAAAGCCCUUCACAAACACACUCUUGGAUUGACACAAGAUCUGAGGAUUGCAGCACAGACAAGUUAUAAAAAUAACAAUACCUCUGCUGCUUGUUACAUUUACACAGACAUCUCAUAUGUGUCAUGUUUACACUACAGUGCAAAUGUUUUCUUUAUAACCAGACAGGUAAAAAAAUUCAGAUUUAUCACUACACAGUUUCCCUUAAAGAACACAACAUUCAAUUGUUUAAUAUUGUUGUGAGUUGUAAAAUAUUGAACUUUUUUUGAAAGAUAUUGUCAGUUUAUUUAAUGGCAGAGAAAAAAAAUGUCUGUAUUCUUUUAGCAGCUUUAGUGCUUCAGUGCCUGAUGAACAUAAACAUUUUAAUUUAUUCAGAUUAAUCCUCAACAUUUUGUGAAGAUACCCGACCAUCGAGUUCAUGUAUUCAAGCCAAUCUUCACAGAGCUGCCUUGCGUCUUUAAGCAUUAACUUAAUUAAAUAUGGGGGUUUGCGAUUCAAGAUAAGUCUUUUUAUAUUGUGAAUUUUUUUGAUGCUUCACAAGUUUACAUUCCUUGUUAGAAUGGUAAAAUGUGGGGCUUUUUGCAGUAUUGUAACAGAUGCAUUAUGCUCGUGUCUGAAUGUAAUUAGCUAGAGUUGGUGUUUUUAAUAAGGUAGCAGCAUUAUUAAAUAGGCCCUGAAAAAAAACUA